GGCGCACUCGAUUUUGAUUUUAUUUGUCGUCCGCACGUGUGUUUCAAAAUGGGCGAAGUUGUAGAGGUUUUGUUCACAAGCACUUUCAACAAUGAUCGCGCCACAUGCACCGUGCAUGACUUGCGUACUGGCACGGAGCUGAUGAAGUAUAAAGGUGGUGGCGCUAUGCAGCCAAAUAGUCUUGGCAUGCUUGGGCGCCAUCACAUCAUGGCAGCCAAUAGCAUGAAGCCGUUGCUGCACGUCUGGCCCAUCAAUGGCCAGGAACAAAUGACGAGCAUUCGGUUUGUGGUGCCGGGUAGAGUGAGUGCGCUGGCUUUAACACCAGACGGCGAAUUUCUGGUUGCCGGUAUUCAAGAGUCUCUAUACAUUUGGCACAUGAACACCGGGCGCUUGCUGAAUGUGCUCAAUAAGCACUACCAGCAGAUCACCGUUGUGCGCUUCACAGAUAACGGCGAGCAUUUUGUGAGUGCCGGCAAAGAUGGCGCAGUGCUGAUGUGGAAUUUAACGUAUGCAGUGACUCCAAUGGAUAUGGACGAGAGCGUGACCAACUCGCCGGUGUACAGCUUCAACGAUCAUGGCUUGACCGUAACAGAUGUACAUAUCGGAGUGGGCGGUCGGGGCUCCUACAUGUACACUGUUUCUUUGGACCGCUGCUGCAAGAUUUAUGAUCUAGCCACUGGGACCUUAUUGCUGACCGUGGUGUUUCCACUGGCUUUGCACAGUGUGAUCGCUGAUCCGCUGGAGACCCACAUGUUUGUGGGCACGGACGAUGGUCACGUACAUGUAUUCCAUUUGGAAAGAGUGCCACGCAUGAAAGAAUACCAUGUGGAGGAAAGCAAGAUUCUGUCAUUUUCUGGAGGCCACACAGCUGGACUGGCCGUUACUUGCUUGGCGCUUUCUUCAAAUGCGCAGCAGCUCAUCUCAGGCGGAGAUGACAAACAAGUGUGCAUUUGGCAUGUGGAAAGUCGUCAACUUUUGAAGACUAUGCUACAGACCGGUACAGUGACUAAUCUGAGAGUUCGUCUCAUAACUCCAAAAAUCUUUCAACCAGAGGUUAAGUAUCCACAACUAUUUGCUGAAAAGUUAAUGCGAAUGAUCACCCCACCGGACGAUGAUGAGUGUAUUGAGCUGCUCAUUACUGAAGAUUGUACACUCGGUCGUACUACUCCUACUUAUAAUUAUAGAGACGAAGACUUGAUUUUUGAGUUAGGUGGCGAUCCAACAAACUACUUUAACAAUGCUCUAGGCAGCGAAGCUGAGGAAGAAGCUGAGGAAGAAUCUGAUGACGAUUCUGAUGAUGAAAUAUCUGAACCACCUACAAGGGCUGGCAAUAGAAAAAAUAAGACAAAGAAGCUCAACCAAGAUAAAGAAAUAGUGACUGUCGUUGACGAUGAAAACCAAUCGGAUGAAGAAACAGCUACCUCUAAAUAUGCUGACAAUGCGAGGGCGAAAAAACGAAACCAAGUGGCAGAAAUAGCUUCUGUUGACGAUGAAAAAAGUUCAGAUGGAGAAAUUGCUGAUCUAGGUCCAAGUUGUAGCACAAAAAGGAAGGCCAAGAAGUCUCCCAAAUCAAUGCCAGAGACUGAUUCCUUUAUGGAGACCGAUUCCGGUGAAGAAAUAGAUCAGACUGAGCAAUGUCCUGGUCCAUCUAACAGUAAAAAAGCAAAAGUUAAGAUUCCUCUCGGCUCCAAGCCAAAUACUUGUGAUACACAUUUUUCUAAGGGCAGGCUACCAAGUCCACCUAGAACCACCACUUCAGAUGAACUAUCUACCAGCAAAGAAGCAACCUCUUCAACAAAACUAUCCACAUCUGACGUCGAUGUCGACGCCUUAAUUAAGGAAAAUAAGAAACUGAAGCAGUACUCAAAUAAGUUGUAUGAAUUCACAUACAAGUACAUUAUUGACAGACCUGAUCCAGAUAAAGCUUCUACCGACAAAGAGGCUAAGCCAUCUCGCCAAAUUGAAUAAUUCUAAUGAAAAACAAUAACUUCGAACAUUUUCUGUAAAUUUGCUAUAUUUUGUAUUUUCUUAAUUUAUAAACCAAUAAUACAAUUGUGCUUGCAUAUCAUGCACUGAAACAAA
This is a messenger RNA of Scaptodrosophila lebanonensis, 2082 nucleotides long. RefSeq names its product WD repeat-containing protein 18. Bases 49 to 1968 code for a protein of 639 amino acids. Gene Ontology annotation, molecular function: protein binding. Gene Ontology annotation, cellular component: nuclear pre-replicative complex. Gene Ontology annotation, biological process: DNA-templated DNA replication; rRNA processing. The record is from RefSeq and is a predicted model, not a curated record. The transcript has 2 exons. Lineage: Eukaryota; Metazoa; Arthropoda; Insecta; Diptera; Drosophilidae.